Molecule: messenger RNA, 1386 nt
Organism: Physella acuta
Lineage: Eukaryota; Metazoa; Mollusca; Gastropoda; Physidae
Product: nicotinate-nucleotide pyrophosphorylase [carboxylating]
Biological process (GO): quinolinate catabolic process; NAD+ biosynthetic process
Cellular component (GO): cytoplasm
Molecular function (GO): nicotinate-nucleotide diphosphorylase (carboxylating) activity
Source: RefSeq, a predicted model, not a curated record
AACUAAACGACUACGUCUACGCCCACGAAGUAGAUUCUAUAGGCCUAGCCUAGGCCUAUGCAGCAACCAUUUAUCAUUGUUUAAAAAUACUGUCUAAGCAAACUGCUCAGACUAGAUCCUUCUAUCUAGAUUUAUAGUUGAUAGGCCACGAUAACACUACAGUACAAGUAUGAUGGCUGGCGUAUUUUAAAAAAAAAAGCUCAACACAACUGUGAUAGCAAAAGUACAGACAGGCUUGCGUAUGAUUGAGAGUACUAACAGACAUCAUGAGUUUUAAUUCUCUUGAAAUAUCCAGGGAUAUUGAUAAGGAACUGGAGAGAAUUUACAAUCCAAAAACUAUGCAUAUUUUGACACCAUUCAGCCUAAAACAUUUAGCUCGAGAAUGGCUGAAAGAAGACGUACCUAGCUUUGAUUUUGCUGGAUUUGUAGUGGGAGAGAAAGAAGAAACAGCUGUCCUUCUUUUAAAGCAAGAAGGAGUAAUUGCGGGUCGUCCAUUUGUAGAUGCUGUGUUUAAAGAAUUAGAUUGUAGCAUUGAGUGGCAUGUCGAGGAAGGUGAUUACAUGCAGCCAAUCACCAAACUAGCAACAGUUAAAGGUAAAGUCCGAAACCUUUUGCUAGGGGAACGUGUGGCAUUGAACUGCUUGACUAGGUGCAGUGGAAUAGCAACAAUGGCCAGAAACUUGUCAAAAUUAGCUGUGUGCUCAGGCUGGAAGGGUCAGAUAGCUGGCACAAGAAAGACAACUCCAGGCUUCCGGUUGGUGGAGAAAUAUGCUCUUCUUGUCGGGGGUGCCUCAGGACAUCGUCACGACCUUUCAUCUAUGAUCAUGCUCAAGGAUAAUCAUAUCUGGACAGCUGGGAGUAUAACUCAGGCAGUAAAGGACGCUAAAGUAGUCGGAGGUUUUUCCACUAAAAUUGAAGUUGAGUGUCGCAGUCUAGAGGAAGCCACAGAGGCUGCUAGAGCUGGGGCAGAUAUCAUUAUGCUCGAUAAUUUUACCCCAAAUUCAGCAAAAAAAGCCUCUGAAGAACUCAAGUCUAUGUUUCCAUCCAUCGUUAUUGAGCUGAGUGGAGGGAUAACUGAGCAAACACUAUCAGACUUUUUUCUUCCUUCUGUGGACGUCAUCUCCCUCGGCAAGCUGACCCAAGGCUAUAGCACUGUGGACAUGUCUUUCAAAAUUAACAAGGCUGGCAAAGACCCCAGUAACCCAACUGUUGAGCAUGUAUGAAGAAUUGACAUUUGUAGAUGUUCAAAGCUCACAUAUAGCCCAGGGAUAUUUUAGAACUAAUAAUGUUUGAUAAUGGCUAAAUAUUUAUAUUCAAGCUAUGAAGAAAUAUGCAUUUAUAUACACAAAAGUGUGUGUAUAUAAAUGUAUACUACUCAACUUGUCA